Molecule: messenger RNA, 1140 nt
Organism: Ipomoea triloba (trilobed morning glory)
Lineage: Eukaryota; Viridiplantae; Streptophyta; Magnoliopsida; Solanales; Convolvulaceae
Product: SNF1-related protein kinase regulatory subunit beta-1
Exons: 4
Coding region: 68-934 (288 amino acids)
Molecular function (GO): protein binding
Source: RefSeq, a predicted model, not a curated record
UAUAUACUGUUUCUCUCUCUACCUAUAUAUUGCCUAUUGGAUCGUAUAUGCAGAAGAUUGUGAAGAGAUGGGCAAUGCGAAUGGGAGAGAAGAAGGACUUUUAGGCGGCGGCGGCGGCGGAGAUGAUGUACCGGGAAGAUCGAAUGGUGAAUCUGGCAUGCUUGAUCAUGCGCAGAAUUCGCGCGUUCCUUCAGCUGACCUGAUGUCCAGUUCGCCGCUGCAUAGUCCACACCGCUCUCCAUCGCCUCUCUUGUUCGCUCCUCAGGUUCCAGUAGCUCCAUUACUACCACAAGGUGGUGAUGCUGCUCCUGGUUUCAAUCAAAUAUGGUGCAGUGACCCUCAGACUACUGCUGAUCAUAGUCUGGAGCAGGGCAUACCUACUUUGAUAACUUGGAGCUAUGGCGGCAACAGCGUGGCUGUGGAAGGAUCUUGGGAUAAUUGGAGGUCAAGGAAGACACUUCAGAGAUCAGGCAAGGAUCACACUAUUCUCCUGGUCCUCCCAUCAGGUGUAUAUCGUUACAAAUUUAUUGUGGAUGGUGAAGUUAGAUAUAUCCCGGAUAUUCCCUUUGUAGCAGAUGAGAUUGGUGGUGUUUGUAAUCUUCUUGAUGUUAACGGUUAUGUGCCUGAUGACCUUCAAAGUGUCUCAGAGUUUGAGGCCCCACUGUCACCUGACUCUACCUAUUGCCAAGCAUUUCCAGGAGAUGAAGAUUUCGCAAAGGAUCCACCAGUAGUUCCACCUCAACUCCAUCUAACUGUUCUUGAUUCAGAAAAAUCAGACGAAGCAGAUGCUUCUUCUAAGCCCCAGCAUGUGGUGCUUAACCACGUUUUCAUAGAGAAAGAAUGGGCAUCACAAUCUGUUGUUGCUCUUGGCCUGACCCAAAGGUUCCAGUCCAAAUAUGUUACGGUCGUCCUCUAUAAGCCACUAAAGAGGUGACACCACUUGUUAAACAUCCUGAGCAUUGUGGAGGUUCCCCCUUGUGUUCAUUUCGGACAACUCUUUCAGGUUUUUAACUUCCAACUAAUGUCUUCUCUGUACAUCUCUGAUCUCAUGCUUUUAGUUUUCACCCCUCUUAAACGAACUGCUGAAUGAAUUUUAAACUGUACAAAUGCAAAUCUUUAGGAUUCUCUGUUGCACUAUUA